AUGAAGAAAAAGGUCGGCGCAGCAUACAGACAGGCAUACAACGUCCAAGGUGCGACGUUUGUGUCGUCCGCGACUACGAGUUCGUCUGCCAGCGGACCGGCCACCUCGGCUUCAUCUACAUCGAGCUCCACUUCGCUCGCCUCAACACUCUCAAUAUCUGGAACUCUCUCUUCGACACUAAGCUCUAGUUCUGCGUCUGCCAUUUCCUCAUAUCCAUCAUCCUCGUCUACGUUGUCCUCAUCCUCAGACAUCUCAUCGACUUCUACCUCUGUCUCGUCGUCCAUACCUACCCUUGGCUUUGGUCAGCAGUGCACUUCUGCUUCGCAGUGUCAGACUGGAUACUGCAUACUAGGAGCGUGCAAUUACCAGAGUCAAGACGGCGGGCCUUGCAAACAAAGUACUGAUUGCAAACGUGGGGUUUGCAAUCACUAUGGACAAUGUUCCUCUGGCACAGGCGGAGUGGGUUGUUAUUACGACAGCGACUGUCUCUCUUCGUCAUGUGUAUCCAAUCAAUGCAGCCCGAUCUGUGUCACUGGAGCUGAUGGUACCAGCUGCGCACAAGCUUCGGACUGCUCAUCUGGUCACUGCAACACAGAAGGUGUGUGUGGAAAGUCUGCGGAUGGAGCGGCCUGUACUGUUGAUAAUGAUUGUACCUCGAAAUUCUGCAACGGUGAACGGACCUGUGGGCAGCUUGCAGACGGCGCGACUUGUUCAGCAAGUGCAGAUUGCAAGACUUCAUUCUGCAAUGGUGAGAAGACUUGCGGAAAACGACAAGAUGAUGCAACUUGUUCGACGAAUGCAGACUGUCUCGGUGGGUUUUGUAAUUCGCUGGGCACUUGC
Molecule: messenger RNA, 840 nt
Organism: Aureobasidium namibiae CBS 147.97
Lineage: Eukaryota; Fungi; Ascomycota; Dothideomycetes; Dothideales; Saccotheciaceae
Exons: 2
Source: RefSeq, a predicted model, not a curated record